Molecule: messenger RNA, 1573 nt
Organism: Phytophthora nicotianae INRA-310
Lineage: Eukaryota; Oomycota; Peronosporomycetes; Peronosporales; Peronosporaceae
Exons: 1
Coding region: 1-1401 (466 amino acids)
Source: RefSeq, a predicted model, not a curated record
AUGGACCCUACCUGCCCAUUCGAGACCCCUCUCUCGCUUUCGGAGCGUGACGGUCGAUCGAUGCAAAGGUUGGCGCAGCGCUGCAUCCAUGAAACGAUGGUGGACUACGAGCACGUCCUGUCAAGCAAGAGCGGCUUACCUAGCGUCACUCGCUGGAAACCCGUCAAGAAAAAAAAUAGCAUCGUGGUAUACGAAGACCAGCUUGCGAUCGAGGAGAUUAGACGUCGAAAACGAAAGGCGAAGUCACUCGGAGAUAUCAUCGAAUCUACUCGUGUUGGGGAUCUAUUAACGCGGAGCGUUGGUCCCGGAACAUUCCGAUCGUCGGCCACUGCAUUCACCCGUGAGACCGAGGUGGGCGAGCCCAAGGAGACGCCGAAAAUGGUCUGGAUGGGCACGGUCGACUGCGAGUUAGACGACCUCAUGUACGGCCUUGUCAGUCAGAGCGACGAGGUGACUCGCAUCAAGUCUUCGUACUCAGGUAACAACAUCCACGACUUCGCUACUCUGGCAUCUCUGGAGACUUCGACGCCCAGUGAUCCCUUCCAUGGCCUACAACUCAAGUGGGAAGUGAACAGCGCUCUGACUAAAGCAAAACCGGUGUGGCGCUGCCGCGAUUUUGUGUACCUCGAGGCUACAGGAGUGACUAAAAGUCGCUCUACAGGACAGCGGAUCGGGUACCAGAUCUUGCACUCGCUCGAUGUACGUGGCGUCCCCGAGCUACCAGGUCGCAAGCUGACUCGUGGUAAGGUGACGAUUUAUCAGCUAUUCCGUCAGAAGGCCAAGGGAACCGUCGAAGUUUUUGCAAAAGCCAUGGUGGAUCUUGCUGGGGAUGUACCUACCAGUAUGGCGUCGUUCGCGACCAUCGAGGCUGCUAACGGAGUUAACAAAGCAGCUAAGUGCGCUCGUAAGCGCAAACUCAAUUGGCUUUUGACUACAGCUGAAACGAACUCAACUACCUACGCUAGCGCCGAGUGCAAUGACUCGUGCUGUAGCGUGUGCGCCCGAGAACUCAAGAAUGUAUUUGGUCAAAGGAGUUCUUACGAAUGCCACAUCUGUACUAAACGCGUGUGCCAUCGAUGCCAUGUUCGACAAAAACUCAGUUUUAUCAAGCCCGACAACAACUCGUUCGUCGUCAAGCGGAAGGUUCUCGAUUUGUGCACUCGAUGUGUUCACACCGCGACACAGAUGAACGCUCGACGCGUUGCGCUGGAAGAGCGUGCACGUGAGCACCCUGCAUCAAUGUACAAGUAUGUUCGUCACCAGAAGCAGUCGUCACUGGAGGAAAGCUCCUGCUUUGAAGAGUUUGACCUCUCAAAAGCAACAGAGAAAGAUAUCGAGGACUGCUCAACUGGUAUGGUUCUCUUAGAUCGCGCAACGCAAGCGUUUCAUCGCCUUUUUUAAGGUUGCAACUUGAUGUCUGAAGUGGCGUCCCAUCCAUUGGAAGAUGAGCGUAACAAACAUAGACUUGUACAGGUAUAGCAUGUCGAAAAGUGUAUAGAUGUACUUGAAGUAUUUACCACGUCCAAAGUUUACAUCGGCCAGUUUUUUUUUUUCCAUUCCCUUUUAAUUUUUG